Molecule: messenger RNA, 1083 nt
Organism: Parnassius apollo (apollo)
Lineage: Eukaryota; Metazoa; Arthropoda; Insecta; Lepidoptera; Papilionidae
Source: the annotation of a GenBank genome assembly
AUGGAUCCAGAUUCCGACGGGGGCCCGACCCCCACCGAGCAAAAAUCAAAGAAAAGGAAAUUGCCCGAUACUCGCAAAGGAAAUGCCGUCGACUACAAAAUUUUCACAAAAACAAAUUACACGCGACAAUUCCCAGAAAACCACAGCGUAGACUGCGUAGUCUACGUUGAAUCACAAGAAAGCGAAAAAAUUGGUAACAAAAAUCCAAUAACACUUACAAAGUUAUUUACGGAAAAUGUAAAAGGAAUCGCUGGCGUCCACAGAGUGAACGCAUAUAAAGUGGGCAUAAUGUUCAGAAAACCAGCACCGGCCAAUAACUUCCUUACCAUGACACACUUUCUGGGAAAACACAAAUUAAAAGCAUUUGUGCCUGCGCACCUCACUGAAAUUACUGGAGUCAUAAGAUACGUACCUAAAGACUUAAGCAAUGAAGACAUAUACAAAAGCAUUACCUGCGAUGCAGAAGUCAUCUCCGUCAAGAGAUUUAUGCGAAAGGUAGAUGGAAAGCUCACUCCGCUGGGGACCAUUGCAGUGACCUUCGCUGCGACAGCGCUGCCGCAGCACGCCUACAUACAGAUGUUCAGAUACCCGGUCCACAUAUACAUCCCUCCAUUACUACAGUGCUACAAAUGCCUGAAGUUUAAUCACUCUGCGAAAGUCUGCCGAGGUUCUCAAAUGUGUUCUUCGUGCUCCGGACAACACUCCUACAAAGAAUGCGACGUCGAAAAAAUUGUGUGCAUCAACUGUCAAGGUGGUCACUUAGCCAUCUCUAGGGACUGUCCAGCGAAGCAACAAAAGAUGGAAGAGAAGAAGAAUAAGUAUUUAAAACCAAACCGAUCGUAUGCCGCUGUGGUGAGUAUCCCAGCAAUGCCCGACCCGAGAGCAUUCCCAAACCUUAAACCUGUAAAGACUAUUGAUACUGACAUAAAUAAAGUACCAUAUAAUGCUGAGCAAAUACUAAACAACGAGUUAAUUAUUAAUGCGCUAGUCAAAUCAUUAGUUAUGCUUGGCAAUGACAAGAGCAGCGCUCCGAUUACAAAUAAAAGAAUUAAAGACAUACUUUUAAGUAAUUUAAUACCAUAA